GCUAAUUUGCUUUGAGGCGAUCUAGUACGCUCAGUCACGGAGAGAUACAUGCCAAGUUCACACCACGCGACUUUCUGCUCGCCGACAGAUCCUGGAGUUGCAGCAAAUCGGAGGAAGAUCAGCGUGGAACUGGCGCUCGCAAACCGGCACGUGAACAAGCGGCGCUGGCGUGCAGAGACAUGGCGGCGCUGAGGCGGGACGUCCUGCUGUUCCUGGCGGUCGCCCUGCUGGUCUCCUGUGACGCCGCACCCACUGACAUCCUGUAUCGGGUUCCCGAGGAGCAGCCCCCCAACACGCUGAUCGGCAGCCUGGCGGCGGACCAGGGCCUGCCCGACACGGGCCACCUCUACAAGCUGGAGGUGGGCUCGCGCUACCUGCGCGUGGACGGCAAGACGGGCGACAUCUACACCACGGAGAUCCCCAUCGACCGCGAGAAGAUGCACGACUGCCGCAACAUGUUCGACGGCGACAAGUGCUUCCUGGAGUUCGAGGUGUCGAUCACCGACAUGGGGAAGGGCCUCGGCUCGGGGCCCCGGCUGAUCGAGGGCCGCAUCGAGGUGCUGGACAUCAACGACAACACGCCGCAGUUCGCCUCGCCCAUCCUCACGCUCUCCAUCCCGGAGAACACGCACAUCGGCGCCCUCUUCGCCAUCCCCAUGGCCACGGACCGGGAUUCCGGCACCAACGGCGUGGCCGAGUACUCGCUGAGCACCGGGCCCGACUCCGACCAGCUCUUCAGCCUGCAGGUCGCCCUGGACUCGGAGGAGAAGCAGCCGCAGCUGGUCGUCAUGGGCAACCUGGACCGCGAGCGGAAGGACUCGUACGACCUGAACAUCCGCGUGGUGGACGGCGGGCGGCCGACGAGGGCGAGCAGCGCCCUGUUGCGGGUCACCGUCACCGACCAGAACGACAAUUCGCCCAAGUUCGAGAGGAGCCACUACGAGGCCGACCUCCUGGAGAACAGUCCGCUGGGACACUCGGUGCUGCAGGUCAGAGCCAAUGACGCAGACACCGGCGUCAACAGCCAGAUCGACUACAGCCUCCAUCAGGCGUCGGAGACCGUCCAGAGGCUUCUGCGCAUUGACCGCUCCACGGGCAUCAUAUACGUCAAAGGCCUGGUGGACCGCGAGGAGGAGAACUUCCUCAAAUUCUUUGUGGUCGCCAAAGAUCGCGGGCCCGACUCCAAGAACUCCAAGGUUCAGGUGACCAUCAGCGUCAAGGACCAGAAUGACAACGCGCCGGCAAUCGAGAUCCGUGGUAUUGGCUUGGUGACGCACCAGGACGGUGUGGCCAACAUCUCUGAGGACAUGCCCAUUGGCACGCCGGUGGCGCUGGUCCAGGUGUCGGACCGUGACGAGGGGGAAAAUGCGGUGGUUACGUGCGUAGUUGCCGGCGAUGUCCCGUUUCAGCUCCGACCUGCAAGUGAGUCGGCCAACGAUCGGAAGAGGAAGUACUUCCUGCAGACGACUACCCUGCUGGAUUAUGAGCGUGUUAAGGAAUACAGAAUUGAAAUUGUAGCAGUGGAUUCUGGGAACCCAGCCCUGUCCAGCUCCAACUCCCUCAAAGUCCAGGUCACUGACAUGAACGACAACACCCCAAUUUUUUCCCCUGCGAUGCUCGAGGUGGACUUCGCAGAGGGCAACCAGCCAGGUGACAAGGUGCUGGAUGCCGUGGCGACAGACGCAGACAGCGGCACCAACGCAGAGCUGGCCUACAGCAUCAUCGAGCGCUCAGCCACCAAGCUCUUUGAGAUUGACGCCAACACUGGUGAGGUUCGUGUGAAGAACCUGUUGGAUCGUGAGGAGACGGAGCGUUACGAGUUCCAUGUGGCCGCAGCCGACAAGGGAGUUCCAAGCAAGACUGGCACCGCUACAGUGGUUAUUAACGUCCUGGACCGCAACGACAAUGACCCAAAGUUCAUGCUGAGCGGCUACAGCUUCUCUGUCAUCGAGAACAUGGCCCCGCUCAACCCUGUCGGCGUGGUGACCGUCACUGAUGCUGAUAAAGGUGAAAACGCCCGAGUGAAGCUGUUUGUGGAACCGGACAACGGCAAGUUUGUCAUCCAGAACGGCACAGGAACCAUCCUGUCCAGCAUCUCCUUCGACCGCGAGAAGGAGAGCACCUACACGUUCCGUCUGAAGGCUGUGGAUGCUGGCAACCCUCCUCGAUCCUCUUAUGUAGGUGUGACCAUCAAUGUCCUGGAUGAGAAUGAUAACGCCCCCUAUGUCACCAAACCGGCCAACUCCUCCUACACCUACUUGACACCUGUCACCCCACCAGACACCCGGGUGGAGGUGGUAGAGGCUGAGGAUAUUGACUCUGGACCCAAUGCGGAGCUGCUCUACACCAUCACAGGUGGCAACCCGUUUGACCUGUUUCACAUCUCGCCAAGCAGCGGGGAGAUCACACUGGCGCAGGAAUUCACCGGCAAGCACAAUGGGCUGCAUCGCCUUGUGGUGAGGGUAAGCGACAAAGGCAAACCUCCCCGCCACACCACUGCCCUGGUCCAUGUUUUUGUCAACGACACCAAGUCCAAUGUCUCUGUAAUCGAAGCGCUGGUGGGACACAGUCUCUACACCCCUCUGGACAGGGACAUUGCCGGAGAUCCCAACUACGCCCUUGCUCAGCGCAGCAACAUACUGUAUGGCAGCCUGGCGGGUAUCGCUGGCGUGAUUCUGGUCAUCGUGGCCGUGGUGGUCAUCAGACACCGGCUGCAGAAGGACGCCAAGAGCGGCUACCAACCGGGCAAGAAGGAGAGUAAGGACCUGUAUGCUCCAAAGCAGGGCCCCAAAACUGGCAAGGGGAAAAAGAGCAAAAAGGGGAAAGCUCCAAAACCUGCCAAGCCACUGGAGGAGGACGAGGAGGCCAGCCUGCAGAAAGGCCUCAAGUUCAACCUCAUAAACGAAAGUGUCACCGACAGUCCCAGAAUCCACCUGCCCCUCAACUACCCACCGGGAAGCCCUGAUCUGGGCCGCCACUACCGCUCCAACUCCCCCCUACCUUCCAUCCAGCUGCAGCCACAGUCGCCCUCCGCCUCCAAGAAGCACCAGGCUGUUCAGGACCUUCCUGCCACCAACACCUUCGUGGGAACGGGCGACAACAACUCCACAGGCUCCGACCAAUAUUCGGAUUACAGCUACAAGGCCAACCCGCCCAAAUACAGCAACAAACAGGAACUAGACUGACUGUGCAGCACUAUCGAGAGUUUCCAUCCAGUUCAAGCCAAUUUGAGGGUAAUUUCAGCAGCUGGUCAGGGAGCAGAGCGGCGGAGAAAGAAAGAAAGAAAGAAUGAAAGAAAGAAAGAAAGAAAGAAGGAAAGAAAGAAAGAAAGAAAGGGAAUCAGGAGGAGGACGGUGAGGGGCUGUUGAGAGAAAAACCACCACCCUAUGAAGGAACAGGUACACUAAGACUUGAACACGAUGCGUUUCUUCACCCCGGCGCUUCCUGUCAGCUCGGCUGAGAUACGACUUAAUUUUGCCGUGUUCCCAAUCAGCGGGGCUGAGAAGUCAAUUGUUUGCACAGAUUAAUGGCAGGUAAUUUUCCAGGCGCCUGCCUCUUUUUACCCAGAGUGCCUUGCUCUAUUCUAUUUAAUGUAUAAAAAAACCCGAAAAGAAGGGGGGGGUGGGGGGGUUCGGAGACGGGGGCCGUUAACCGCCGCCAUCGCGUCAAGCUUUUCACGCCACGUCGGCUGUUUUUUUUUCUUUUUUUCCUUUUUUUUCCCGGCGUCGAUGGACCCCGGGGGUCUGUGGAAACAGAAAAAAACCAAACUGUCUUAUGCACUGUGAAAAAAGACAGAGAAAGAAUCCACGGAGACAAUCACAUCACUGUACAGAAAUGUGAACGACAUUGUCAAAUGUUUUGUGUUUUCCCUUUUUCAUCUGCUGUUCAUGUUGCACCAUUGAUUGUGUCGUAUCGUGUAGUGUCGUGUAUUAACAAGGGCAUUUCACUGUUCCCCUGCUUUCAGACGACUCACGACUCAUCUAAAUACCUGUACCAAAGACACACACACACACACACACACACACACACACCCGCGUGUUCAUUACCAUCACUAUCAGCCAGUUCUAUACGACGCUGAAGUUCAGUCUGUUUUCCUUUGAGUGGCCGUGGCGUGCGGAGCUCCCGCUGGCGUCAGCAGCGCCGCUGACAGUCCUGCUGGGUUAAUUUAGCCCUUUAACACUCGGGGCCGCAGGCGUCACACUUCACUCUGGUCGGAUUUAAAAAAUAAAAGCCCCGCGGCCUCAAAUCAACUCUGCUCCGUCACGCACACGCUCACCCCAUGUUCUGCCCCCUCUCCGGGGGAAAUAAUUGUACAGUGUUCUACUUUUUUGUUCUUUGUCUUUUUUGUUUUGUUUUUACGGCUAAAAGCAGAUUUUAUUUCAAUAAACAUGUUGCAUAAAUGCA
This is a messenger RNA of Scophthalmus maximus (turbot), 4404 nucleotides long. Its product is annotated as protocadherin-1-like. Bases 180 to 3185 code for a protein of 1001 amino acids. Lineage: Eukaryota; Metazoa; Chordata; Actinopteri; Pleuronectiformes; Scophthalmidae. The transcript is spliced from 4 exons. The record is from RefSeq and is a predicted model, not a curated record. Gene Ontology annotation, cellular component: plasma membrane. Gene Ontology annotation, biological process: homophilic cell-cell adhesion. Gene Ontology annotation, molecular function: calcium ion binding.